AUGACCGCGGAUCCUUUCGGCGUGCUCGACUCAUGGAACCAUAGCAUUGAUUUUUGCCAGUGGUACGGCGUUACGUGCGGCCGGAGGCACCGCAGGGUCACAGUCCUAGACUUGUCAUCACGAGGACUCUCCGGCCCAAUCUCUCCUCAUAUCGGAAACCUCAGCUUCUUAAGGGAAUUGCGGCUCCAAAACAACAGUCUCCAUCAUGAAAUCCCUCAGCAAGUCGGCCAAUUGCGCCGCUUGCGUAUCCUAGAAUUGAACAACAAUUCAUUGGUUGGUGAAAUUCCCAGAAACAUAUCGGGUUGCUCGGACUUGGUCCUCCUCAGGCUUGCGAUCAACAAGCUAAGCGGAAAAAUACCCGGAGAGCUUGGUUCAUUCCCGAAGCUACGGCGGUUCAAUUUGUAUGGUAAUAGUCUGACCGGGAGUGUGCCUUCCUCCAUUGGGAACUUAACUUCACUGGAGAUGCCUUUUUUAGGCUGGAACAACUUGGGCGGGAGCAUUCCUCAAGUUCUAGGCCAUCUGACAAAUUUGGAAUUGAUUGCCUUUGGAGCAAACAGAUUGUCGGGUACGAUUCCAUCUUCGUUACUCAAUCUCUCUUCGCUAACUCAGUUUGAUGUUGGAUCCAACUGGAUACAGGGUACUCUUCCUGCAGGCAUAGGCCUCAAACUCCCAGAUCUUGAAUUUUUUAGCAUUGGGGGGAACCAAAUUGAGGGGCCAAUUCCUCCCUCGAUAUCGAAUUGCACGAAGCUGGACUUACUUCAACUUAGUGAGAACAGAUUUUCCGGGAAAGUACCUUCUUUGGAAAAUUUGUAUGAGCUUCGUUGGUUCCAAAUCUUUUCUAAUCAGCUUGGAAGUGGAAAACCCGAAGACUUAAGCUUCCUUUGCUCGUUAACUAACAGCACCAAGUUAAAGAACUUGGGUAUUCAGGAGAACAAGUUUGGUGGGGUGUUACCUAAAUGCAUAGGCAAUUUAUCCACCGCUCUCACAGCUUUUGGUUUAAGCGAAAAUCACAUACUUGGUGAGAUUCCAGAAGUAAUCGGGAAUUUUGUCAACCUGGAAAUAUUGUGGAUGGAUCUCAACCAGCUUUCAGGUGCUAUCCCCUAUAAUUUGGGGAAUCUACACAAUCUGGCGGACCUAGAAUUAAGUGAUAACAACCUAGGAGGGACUAUUCCAUCUUCUAUGGGAAAUCUAACCAAGCUGAUUGAACUAUAUCUUGGGGGGAACAACUUUCAUGGGCAAAUUCCUUCACAACUAUCGAACUGCCGGUCUCUUGAUUUGCUUGAUCUGUCUAAUAACAAUCUCAGUGGUGCCAUACCCCCGCAGCUUAUAGGUCUCCCAUCAUUAGCAAUCAUUUUGAACUUGUCUCAUAACGAUCUGGCGGGAGUUUUACCAGCAGAAGUCAGUAACUUGAAAGCUUUGACUGCGUUGGACAUCUCGGAUAAUUUGUUGGUAGGUGAAAUCCCAAGAAGUUUAGGGGAUUGCACUGGAUUGACAUCAUUGAGAAUGGGGGGCAACUUCUUCCAUGGGUCCAUUCCUCAAUCACUCAAAUCAUUAGGAGGCAUUGAAGAACUAGAUAUUUCACGGAACAAUUUGUCAGGUCAGAUUCCAGAAUUCUUAUCGACAUUUCAUUCCUUAAAACUUUUGAAUUUAUCCUUCAAUAAAUUUGAAGGCAUGCUGCCACGUGAGGGAGUCUUUAAGAAUGCUACCGGUAUUUCAAUUAUUGGGAACAAUAAGCUCUGCGGUGGACUACCAGAGUUUCAUCUCCCAAACUGCAUCUCUAAAAGCUCCAAGAGCAGAAAGAUCAGUAUGGUGAUAUUGUCCACUUCUAUUGUUUUCGGAGUUCUUGGAAUAGCUCUUUUUCUAGCUUUUAUAUAUCUUCGCUGGUUGAAGAAGAAAGUAAAUGAACCAAUUUCAAGUUUGACGGAUUGUUCACCUCCCAACAUAUCAUAUGGAGAACUCCUAAAAGCAACGGAUGGUUUUUCUUCAACGAAUUUGAUCAGAGUUGGAAGCUUUGGUUCUGUUUACAAGGGGAUACUCAAGGACAAUGGAAUUGCUGUUGCUGUGAAGGUGCUUCAUUUAGUCCGUCAUGGUGCUCUGAAGAGCUUUAUAGUCGAGUGCGAGGCAUUAAAAAACAUUAAACAUCGAAAUCUUUUGAAGAUAUUGACGGUUUGCUCGGGUAUAGAUUAUCAAGGAAAUGACUUUAAGGCCUUAGUAUAUGAAUUGAUGAUCAAUGGAAGCCUAGACCAAUGGCUACACCCUAGUGCAACAUCAUCUCAUGGGAGUGAGCUUCCGAAAAAGUUGAACUUCAUUCAGAGGAUAAAUAUAGCUAUCGGUGUUGCUUCUGCACUAGAUUAUCUUCAUCACAGGUGCCACUUCCCAAUCCUUCAUUGCGAUCUGAAGCCAAGCAAUAUCCUCUUAGAUGCUGAGAUGGUAGCACAUCUUGGCGACUUUGGAUUGGCGAAAUUCCUUCUUGGAUCAUCCCUUGAUACCGUAGUUAAUCGGAUAAGCUCAGUGGGUCUUAAAGGGACAAUUGGCUAUGCUCCACCAGAAUAUGCAAUGGGAUGCGAGGUCUCAAGAGAAGGCGAUGUCUACGGUUACGGCAUUCUCUUGCUAGAGAUGUUCACAGGAUUGAGUCCCACCGACAACAGAUUCGGAGACAAUUUGACACUCCACAGUUUUGUCGCGGCGGCUCUGCCUGAACGAGUGUUGGAAGUUACAGAUCGGAUCCUGCUUCUAGAAAGAGAGAGUCAUUUUCACUCCGAUAGUCCUCAGCAUUGGCUUUGUCAAAGCAAUGUCAUAUUUCAAGAGUGUUUGGUUAUCAUACAUAAUAUUGGAAUCUCUUGUUCCAAUGAAGUGCCUGGAAAUCGGAUGAGCAUCAGUGAUGUUGCAAAUCAGCUGCAAAAGAUCAGGGAAAAACUCUUUGCAUUGGGUUUACAUGAACAAGAUGGGCUGCCACAGUGUAGAGACCUUUUAGUAAUAUCUGUUACAAUUGGUCUCAAGUUUGAGGAUAUGACAAAACCCGAAGUGCAGGAAAGUUUGGCUGAAUAGAGACAGUCCGAGAUGGACUUUGGAAAUGUAUAGCCGGAGAGAAGCAGUUGUUUCUGUUGGAAGAUAACAGUAUAUUAUCAUUCCUCAUCAGCAAUGAUAUGGCUCUAGCCUGUCCCAUGAUGCACAGUGUU
This is a messenger RNA of Rhodamnia argentea, 3179 nucleotides long. RefSeq names its product probable LRR receptor-like serine/threonine-protein kinase At3g47570. The record is from RefSeq and is a predicted model, not a curated record. Bases 1 to 3048 code for a protein of 1015 amino acids. The transcript is spliced from 3 exons. NCBI's taxonomy places the organism in Eukaryota, Viridiplantae, Streptophyta, Magnoliopsida, Myrtales, Myrtaceae. Gene Ontology annotation, biological process: protein phosphorylation. Gene Ontology annotation, molecular function: protein kinase activity; protein binding; ATP binding. Gene Ontology annotation, cellular component: plasma membrane.